This is a messenger RNA of Dissoconium aciculare CBS 342.82, 543 nucleotides long. RefSeq names its product Ribonuclease/ribotoxin. Lineage: Eukaryota; Fungi; Ascomycota; Dothideomycetes; Mycosphaerellales; Dissoconiaceae. Bases 1 to 462 code for a protein of 153 amino acids. The transcript has 3 exons. Gene Ontology annotation, molecular function: RNA binding; RNA nuclease activity. The record is from RefSeq and is a predicted model, not a curated record.
AUGCGUUUCGACGGGAUAGCCGCUCUUGCGCUUGCACUUUUCGCCUACCAUGGACAGGCCGCACCUGUUGACGAACAGGAGUCAUCGGCCUCGCAUCUGCUAGGAAAGCGUGCUGUCUGCGGAGGGGUCAAAUACAGCAACGUCGCCAUGCAACAAGGAUUCGAACAUGCCAUUGACGCGUACAAGCACAAUUCACGGUUGAAAGGUUCAGCUAAAAUGAGAUAUCCUCACAGCUUUCGCAAUGAUGAGGAGCUCAACUCGCCAUCUUGCAAGAAAGGUACGCCUGGGCUUUUCGAGUUUCCAGUCUACCCUGAUGGGAAGGCCUGGAGGCCAGGCAUGGAUCCCGGAGCCGACCGAGCAGUCGUGCGCGACCACGGAAACGGCGUUUUCACGCAGUGCCAAUUCAUGACCCAUACAGGUGCAGCCAGAAGGAACGGUUUUGCCAGAUGCUCGGCUUCUUAGUCACAUGCACGGUGUGGCAAGUCGGGAUAUGACGACCAUGCUACCAGGUAGAAAUUAGAUCGGCAAGAUACAAGAAAUGCG